This is a messenger RNA of Orbilia oligospora ATCC 24927, 1335 nucleotides long. RefSeq lists its product as uncharacterized. NCBI's taxonomy places the organism in Eukaryota, Fungi, Ascomycota, Orbiliomycetes, Orbiliales, Orbiliaceae. The coding region runs from base 1 to 1335 and encodes 444 amino acids. The transcript is spliced from 2 exons. The record is from RefSeq and is a predicted model, not a curated record.
AUGGCGCCCCUCGGGUUUAGAAUGGAACAUUCAGUUCUAGAGCAAAGAUCAAAGAAGAAAACGGCUCCCACAAUCCUCGACAUCCUAAACGCAAACCUUGAGCCAUGUUACUCUAGAAUCCUAGACCACCUAGAAAUCCCAGACAUGCUGCAUCUCUUCUCAACCUGCAAGACAAUCCACAGCAUAACUUACUGCAUCUUCAACAUCGACACCCAUCUCCGUCCCUUUUUCGAAAAUCCUCUAGUGUUCCGUCAAGCGAUGGCGGAUAAUAAUCUCAUAGUAAGCGGCAGUACGGCUUUGAAAUUAUUUACCACGGAGAGGUGGGUUUCGAAGGAUUUGGACGUUUAUACGAACUCUAGGGCGGCGUUGAAACAGACAGCUAAUGUGGUUGAGAAGGAAGGGUAUAAGUUUGUGCCAUUUUGUUGGCAGUCUAAGAGUCUUGAGGCUUCGAUUGUGAACACUCGAACGACUACUUUGAAGAAGGAGAUGGAGCAGAAUGCGGAACUUCAGGAUAGGAGGGUUAUUCGGGAGGCAUCUAAUUAUACAUAUGAUGGGGCUCAGAUACAAGACGUCUUCCGCUUUAGUAAAGAGCCUGAGAAUAUCCAUAUCGACAUCAUUCUAACACAAGGGCCCGCAUUACUUUCCAUCCUAGAAGGUUAUUACUCAACCUACAUAAUGAACUUCUUCACCUACAACCGAGCCUAUAACCUGUUUCCCUACCACACGAUCCUCAAAAGGGAAGGUUUCAAAACCCUGACAGAAGUUUCUCAAAAGCGAGAAGAAGCUAUGCAAAAAUACCAGAAACGUGGUUAUAAGAUUGUAGAAUACGGAAACUAUCAUUCUUGCAAAAUGCAAUGUCCACUUCGCCCCCACCGAAGAGUGGGCGACAUGUUUACAUGGACAAUCGAUCUACCCAUUAACAACAUUAGAAUCCCGACUAACUCCAUCCCAGUUGAAAAUUACACCUUUCAUAUCGUGGGCCAUUUAAGUGACAGAAACGAGAAGGGAGUCAGGAGUUUCCACACCUUACCGAAUCUCAGUCUUAUGAUGGAGGUAUUCCAGCAUCCGAAUUUGGAGUUCCCGUUGUUGGUGGAUAAAAUGGCGUCGGCGGGGAGUUGGAGGGAGUUUUUACAGUCUAUGCUGGCGAGGGUGGCAGCGCAGGAGUUGGUGCAGUUUGACAUGUUACUAGCAGAUCCUUUGUUACAACGGGAUGCGAUUAUUAAUGGGAGGCAGAAGUAUUUUGAUAAAGAUGUUGAAGGGUAUUAUCGGUUUUGGUAUCAGUAUCUUAUGCCUAGAGAGACCUUGUGGCUUGGGCAGUGUCCGAUGUUGGAGUAG